AUGGCGGGGACAAUCUUUCUCCUGCUCAUCAGUGCCGCGUUCAUGACAUGGCGCUAUCUCGUUCGCCGACCUACUGCGCCCAUCAUCGAUAAAAUUCCUGGGCCUGCCCCAGAUACAUUCUUGAGAGGAAACCUCCCCCGUUUCCUGUCUCGUCACGGCUCGGAUUUCCAGCGCCAUGUAGCGUUGGAUUAUGGUCCAGUUUCAAAGAUACACGGGAUUCUGGGCCGUCCGAUUUUGUAUAUCUCUGACCCCAAGGCGUUGCACCACAUCAUUAUCAAAGAAGAGCCUAUAUUCCAAGAGACUAGCGCAUUCCUGAAGUCCAACAUGUUGAUGUUCGGCCCCGGUCUGCUUUCCACUGCCGGCGACGUUCACAGGAGGCAACGCAAGAUGCUGAAUCCAGCGUUCUCUACCGUCCAUAUGCGUUCUAUGAUACCGAUAUUUUACCAGGUUGUGCACAAGUUGCGGAAUGCUGUUGCAAAGCAAGUGAAGGAGGGCUCUCAGGAAGUCGACAUGUUGAAUUGGAUGGGUCGUACUGCUUUGGAGCUCAUCGGGCAAGGUGGACUGGGAUAUUCUUUCGACCCUCUCACACAAGAUAUGCAGAACGAGUAUGGUAACGCCUUGAAAUCAUGGUUCCCGAAUAUGCAGAAGGUCGCCAUGUUGCGGCGUUUCACGCCUUUGUUUGCGAAUAUGGGUCCGGCGUGGUUUAGGCGAUUUGUCUUGAGCUUGAUCCCCAUCGCAAAAAUUCAAAAGGUUAAGGAGCUCGUCGACACUAUGACUGCAAGAUCGCACGAGAUUUUCCGAGGAAAGAAGGCUGCUCUGCGCCGUGGUGACGAAGAGCUGUUGCGCCAAGUUGGGGAAGGAAGGGACAUAAUGAGUAUCCUUAUCAGGGAGAAUUCUGGAACAUCAGAUACUAAUAGGUUGCCGGACGAAGAACUCAUAGCGCAGAUGUCUCUUCUUGUGCUUGCAGCGACCGACACUACUUCGAAUUCCCUCUCUCGGAUGUUACAACUGCUUUCUGAGCAUCCAGAUGUCCAAGAGAAGCUGCGUCAGGAACUUUUGGAAGCAGGCGCGGGAGAUGGUUUGUCAUAUGACGAAUUAGACCAGCUGCCCUACCUCGACAGUAUAUGCCGAGAGACUUUGCGUGUCUAUCCGGCGGCUCCUGUUGUGAUCCGCGUAGCCACUAAGGACACUGUUCUCCCGCUGUCCGAGCCGAUUGUUGGCACUGAUGGCACCAUGAUCUCCGAGAUACCUAUUUCCAAGGGAAUGGAGGUUAUUGUUGGCAUAUUGGGCUGCAAUUCGAGCAAGGCACUCUGGGGAGAGGAUGCUCUGGAAUGGAAGCCCGAGCGAUGGCUCUCUCCCCUUCCUGCUACCGUCACGAAGAACACCAUUCCUGGUGUCUAUUCUAAUUUAAUGACCUUCAUUGGUGGAAAACGCGCCUGCAUUGGAUUUAAGUUCUCAGAGAUGGAGAUGAAGGUCGUCAUGUCUGUACUUCUCUCGAACUUUCGAUUCCGCUCAACCGAUAAACCUAUCGAAUGGAACGUCGGUGGGGUUCGAUAUCCUACCGUGGGGAAAAUAGACAACACCCCCCAGCUACCGCUCCAGGUCGAACUAUUGAAGGAUAUCAAGGCGUAA
Fibroporia radiculosa is the source of this 1632-nucleotide messenger RNA. RefSeq lists its product as uncharacterized. The coding region runs from base 1 to 1632 and encodes 543 amino acids. Lineage: Eukaryota; Fungi; Basidiomycota; Agaricomycetes; Polyporales; Fibroporiaceae. Gene Ontology annotation, molecular function: iron ion binding; heme binding; monooxygenase activity. The record is from RefSeq and is a predicted model, not a curated record. The transcript has 14 exons.